This is a messenger RNA of Phyllostomus discolor (pale spear-nosed bat), 2754 nucleotides long. It is a transcript of the gene EDA2R, whose product is annotated as ectodysplasin A2 receptor. The transcript is spliced from 7 exons. Lineage: Eukaryota; Metazoa; Chordata; Mammalia; Chiroptera; Phyllostomidae. The record is from RefSeq and is a predicted model, not a curated record. Gene Ontology annotation, cellular component: plasma membrane. Gene Ontology annotation, molecular function: protein binding; tumor necrosis factor receptor activity. The coding region runs from base 141 to 1037 and encodes 298 amino acids. Gene Ontology annotation, biological process: positive regulation of canonical NF-kappaB signal transduction; tumor necrosis factor-mediated signaling pathway; positive regulation of JNK cascade.
GAGAUGGGUUUGGGCUGUUGUUGCUACACGUGGAUGUGAACUGAGUCAGACAGGAGCUUUGAUUGCAACGGAUUUCAUCUACUCACCUUUAUCAUUAUCUGUUGUUCUGUACAUUCAAAUAAAGAGCAAGUCCUGCCAUCAUGGAUUGCCAAGAAAAUGAGUACUGGGACCAAUGGGGACGAUGUGUCGCUUGCCAACUGUGUGGGCCUGGACAAGAGCUUUCCAAGGAUUGUGGUUACGGAGAGGGGGGAGAUGCAUACUGCACAGCCUGCCCUCCACGUAGAUACAAAAGCAGCUGGGGCCAUCAUAGAUGUCAGAUUUGCAUCACCUGUGCUGUCAUUAAUCGUGUCCAGAAGGCCAACUGCACAGCUACCUCUAAUGCAGUCUGUGGGGACUGUCUACCCAGGUUCUACCAAAAGACACGCAUUGGAGGCCUGCAGGACCAAGAGUGCAUCCCAUGCACGAAACAGACCCCCACUUCUGAGGUUCAAUGUGCCUUCCAGUUGAGUUUAGUGAAGGCAGAUGUACCCACAGUGCCGCCUCAGGAGGCCACACUUGUACUGGUGAGCAGUCUGCUUGUGAUGUUUACCCUGGCCUUCCUGGGGCUCUUCUUCCUUUACUGCAGGCAGUUUUUCAACAGAUAUUGCCAACAUGUUGCAGGAGGUUCGCUACAGUUUGAGGCUGACGAGGCAGUGGAAGAGGAAUCUCUCUUCCCCAUGCCGCCCGGCCAGGAGACCAGUCCUGAGUCUCCACUGAGUGAAAGCAUCUUUGAGACCCAGCCACUUAACCCCAUCCUGGAUGACGACUGCAGCUCGACUCGUGGCUUCCCUACCCAGGAGUCUUUUACUAUGGCCUCCUGCGCCUCAGAGAGCCACUCCCACUGGGUCCACACUCCCAUCGAAUGCACAGAGCUGGACCUGCAAAAGUUUUCCAGCUCUGCGUCCUAUACUGGAGCUGAGACCUUGAGGGGGAACACAGCUGAAAGCUCUGGAGAGAGCCUGGAACUCAAUGUGCCCUUUGAAGUCCCCAGCCCUUAACUUUACUGAGGUGAGCUGGAAAGGUGGGGAAGACCAGAAAUUGGGGACCACCCCAAAGAAAUCCUUCUCUAGAGUACUGUUGUUCAGUAGUGUUAGCAGUAAAGGAACAGUAAGCUAGGAUCACUGGUGGAUGCUAGAACAACAGUAGUGAUGCUAAUCUUUCGAGCGAGUCAGAUAUCACAUUUCUGGGCCUUUAAGGAACUGGCUAGGUUUAUGUGACACCAGUAUCUCUAACUUGGCCUUUUGCAAGGUCUCUCAGGGUCCCACUAUCUAAUACUUAGUUAUUCAGCGAUCUCCUCUCAUGUAUACAAGCACCAUGACAGCAGAGAAAUACAUAGGUCUUGACAUCUGGGAACCUUAUAUUUCAAAUCUACCUCCAUUCAUCAAUAGCUAUGUGAACCUUGUGUAAAUCCCUUUAUCUCUCUGAGCCCCAGGCUCUUUAUCUGUACAAUGUAGAGAGCACAAUUCACCUCAUAAGUUCUUAUGAGGGUUGAAUGAGAAAUGCAUGUACAAGUGCCUUUUACAGUAUCUGACACAUUAGAGAUGCUUAGACUGUGUUAGUUUUUCUUUCCUUCCUCCACCCCCAGUCACAAUUUAGACAUUCCUUCAUAUCCACUAUACUCAUAUUAUAGCAUCCCUUUAUGGUAAGCAGGUCAAGGUUUGUUAACAGGAACUGAGACACAGAGAGCAAAAGUGAUUUACUCAAAGUCAGUCACAGAGCAAAUCAGUGGCAGAACUAAGCUCAAGCCCAGGUUUGGGGGCUCCAAUUCAGAGGUUUUCCAACUCUAUCAACACAACUAUUCCAUAGACAAUGUUGCUUUCUCAAAGUGUUAAGUAGUGUGAGGCAGUAUAAGGCAGGCAGCUGGGUGGAUUCUUACUUUUCAAAUAACCAGCUACCUUUCACCACCCAUUUCCAUAUCUUUCCAACUAAGAUAUUGUCCAUGUCCUUCAAUGACAUGCUCUUCCCUACAUCAUACCUGAGAAAAUGUGAAAACAUAUUUGUGGAUGAAUGUCAAGACUACUAUCAAAACAGUCAAGUCUAACGUAAACUCCAAGUCCUCCAAUCCAUGCUUGAGUUCCCUUUAUAACAUCCCACAAAGUUUCUGUGUCAUUUUUGCUCACAUAUUUGCAGUGUCAGUAAGCUCACCGCUGCUCAACAUAUAUUGCCACUAUGAUAAGUGGACUUGAACUCAACAUAAAGAAAAGCUUUCUGUCUCCCUUUAGUAACCACCAUUGGGUCCUGGCUCUGUUCCUUGGCCUGCGUAGUCCUCAUCUGAUUUCUGAGCCUUGUGAUAGUCCUGACGAAGUCUGAAGAUAACCUUCCCUCUCUAAAAAGUGCUUUUGGUUCCUCUAAAGUAUUUGGAGCCUAGAACUGGACUCAGUUUCAUGAGAAAUGGUCUCAUCAGUGUAGAAUACGGUAGAACUAUCAUCUCUUUAGCUAGGUUAUAUAUUUCUGCUAUUGCAUCUUAAACCAUUGGUCUAAACCAUAUUAGUUAGUUUUUAUUUUUGAGGGAUGGGGAGAAGAGGAAGCUAGCAAGAUUGUGCUGACAGUUUUCUAACUUGCUCUGCUCCCUCCCUAGGUCUCUUGGGCUCCUGGCAGCCUUGCUCAGUCAUUCUCCCUGGACUCUCCUGCCUUGUUUCUAUACCACAACAGCAGCAGAGGCCUAGGAUGUGGUGCCCUCAACAGCCACUACUCUACAAUGGGGCACAAACUAGC